This is a messenger RNA of Miscanthus lutarioriparius, 2283 nucleotides long. NCBI's taxonomy places the organism in Eukaryota, Viridiplantae, Streptophyta, Magnoliopsida, Poales, Poaceae. The record is from the annotation of a GenBank genome assembly.
AUGGGUAGAGGACAACAAAGCCAACCUGAUGCUUCAUCAUCUUCAACGGUUCCUAAGAAGAAAAGAAUACGGACGAUAGGUUUUGGUGGUCUCCUGAAGAUUGCUUCUAAAACCCUUCCUGUAGGUUUUGCAGACUGGUUGAUGGCUGAGUGCUAUGAUGCUGAUUCAUCAGAGCUGGUGUUUCUUGGCAGGGGAAGGAUUUUAGUCAAUGCUGAUUCAGUGUGUCGUGCUUUUGGUCUUCCAAACAAUGGUGAUGAAGUUAAGUAUGAGCUUGAUGUUGGUCCGAUCAACUUCAUCAAUGGUGAGUAUGGUAUUGAUGAAGGGACAACACCUACUGUUGAAUCUAUAUUGGAAAGGUUGAAGGAGAAUAAGAUAAGCAAUGAUGAUUUCCUAAGGUCCUGGCUGAUGAUAGCAAUUUCAACAUUCCUAUGUCCUCCAACUGGCUUAGCUAUUAGCCCAAGCUUAAAGACGCAGCAGCCAAAAUGGGCAAAAGAAGAUCUUUUAAGGGAUAUUCUAUAUGUAGACUCGCUUUUGGUUGACAAUGUACAAAUCCCUUCCACCAUGCCUAUAGUUGCAGCAUGGUCAAGGAAAUUGUUGGAUCAAGUCAUCAAGUUAGACACCAACUGUGAUGGCUCAUUUGGGAAGCUUAAGUUGAAAGGAUCAAACUAUUCUACUCCACAGCCUUCAUUGUUCCACAUGGAUGAUAUAAGAAGAUUUGUCUCCUCGAAGGUUCCCAGUGGCAUUUCAGAUCAGCGUAUGGGCAGUUCCAAGCGUCCAAGGGCAAAUCAUUCUAAAGGUGAACCUUCCUCUACACAGAGACACAACAGACCAAAGCGUUCCAAAUUGGAACAAGUUGUACCUUCCUGUGCACAAAGACAGACCAGGGCAAUGAGUAGAAGAGGACAUGUUGCUGAAGAUGAAUCUUUGCGUGAAGAAUCUGAAGAGGAUUUGCUGAGUGAUGAAAAUGGAGAUGGUGACACUGACCAAGAUGAAGAGGAUGAAGAUUCUGAUUUAGAUCAUGAGACUGCGUUUGAUGAUGAUGGCAAUGAAAAUUUGUCCCCUGUACUGGAGGAGGAAGACGAAGGCAUUGAAAAGCAAGAUGAGGAUGAUACUGCUUCUUUGGAAGAACCUAAGUUGGAUGCAACUAGAGUUGACAAGCAAUGUAAUAUGCAGCCACCUGUAGAUUCAUCCACCCAUGUUGAAGCUCAAGUUGAUGACAGUGAAGAUCUUGUCCCACUGAAGGUCCGUUUGGAAAGGUUGCAAGCUUUGAAAGUUAAAGAUAAGAAGAAGGAUACAACAUCUUCUAGUGAACCUCAACAACUGGAGAUUAUUCCUCCAGAACCUACCAUCAAGCCCAAAUCCAAUGCACAAAGAAUGAAGGAAAAGCUUAGGCUCCCCCCAAGUGAUUCACAGGGUGGACCUAGCAACUAUGUAGGUGCUACUUCAACAGCACCUAGUGAAGUUCAAACAACUUCCACAACAGCUGGUUCUCAAUUCUCACUAUCAAAUAUACUAGAAGAGAAACUUGCUAAGUUGGAAAAUGAUGCUCUUAUUGAGUUUGAGAAGAAAAUGGUGAAACCAGCAGUUGUGUUUCAGGCAUCUGAUCUCGUGGUCAUAAUUAGUUUUUGGAGCUUUUAUGUGAUGCUAGAUCAUCUUGCUCUAUCUGUUAAGCCUGGUGGGAAGCUAAUGAGCCCAGUUGCUGAAAUUGCAAUCUACACAAUUGACGACACCAGUAGAAAGACUGUCAAAUGUGUUCUACUUUUACGAGUCUUGGAGGGCAACCUAACUACGACACAGGUCUCACGUGUAUUUUGGCUUCCAGAUAACCAUUUAGACCAUCGUCAAAUGGUGAGGAUCCCUGUGCUUCAGUCACUUGGAGAUGGAAAAUCUGCAACAAAAGUAGGACACUACUUUUUGCUUGUCCUGAACCUACGAAACCAAAGGUUUGAGGUGUUAGACUCAAUGAGAACUCUGGAAGAUGAAGUUGUCUUCAAGUGCUGCAACACCUUGAUAGGGGCAAUCAAAGAACUUUGGACCAAACAUGGUUAUGAGGCAAAGAAGCCCAUAUGCAAUUAUGAACUUGUUGAUAUUGGUGUUCCAAUCCAGUCCAACAAUCAUGAUUGUGGUUUCCAUAUGUUGAUGCAUGCUGAACAUUGGGAUGGACGUUCAAUGCAAUAUUUCAAGGAGAGUGACAUCCCUAAUAUACGCAAGCUUCUACUGUAUAAGUGGCUAACUCACAAAGAUAAUGUUGUGCAGAAUUGGAAAGACAGACUGCAUUUAUAA